AUGUCGUCUAGAGCAUCGACAACCACCAAAACGGUCCCAGGCGAUGCCAGAAUCGGUUCGGGACUUCCAAAGUUGGCGACAACCUACAACCCACAACAGAGAACUCCGCCACCUGACAAUUUUGGUCAUAUCCAACCAUGUACACAUCUUACGUCCGUUCUCGAGACGAAAGCUCACGAUACGGUGAUGGCCACCUAUCGUCAGGCCGUGGCGGUGUCCAUAGCUAUCAAUCCGUUACUUCUGAAACAUGUGGUGUAUACACUGAAGAAAGACGGCCUGUUAGUACCGCAGGCCAAGUUGUCAGAAUACAAAUCACAGAUGCUUUUGUGUGGAGAAUGUCAAUUGUGCAACUUCUACCUGGUGUUCAUCUGCUUGCAAUGCCCCCAUGUGGGAUGCUACCAUGAACAUGCACUGAAACAUGCGAAGGAUCACAAUCACAUGUUUGCUAUCGAUUCCCAUAAUGGGCUUCUCUUCUGCUUCCAGUGUGGUGACUACAUCAAUCACGCAACACUCAAUCGCAUCCGACUCGGAGCAGUCGCCAACUGUGUGGGCACAGACAGUCCUCCAGAGACUGAGGGCGAAGAUGCUGAAUCUGUAGCUGCUAACUAUGUCAAACCGUCGUCGCAUGCGGUACAGGGCUUAAAAGGAAUCGUCAACUUGGGCUCCACUUGCUACAUGAGCAGCAUUUUGCAGACCAUGCUACAUAAUCCGUUGGUACGGUUUCAGUUCUUCAACAACGACUUGCACUACUUCAAUUGUGCGUCACAGAGCCACUACCACUCGGGUGAUGACCAGAUCGACGAAUCGUCGGCGUGCAUCACUUGCCUGAUGGACACUAUUUUCAAGGAAUUUUUCACUUCCACAUCCCACGAGGGCGCCGGAAUUACCAAUCUACUCAUGACCGCAUGGUACAAGAACCAGCUGCUUGCUGGAUUCCAAGAGCAGGAUGCACAUGAGUUCUGGCAGUUUUUGCUUAACGAAUUCCACAGUGACUACGAGAGAGUGGCUCGAAAAGCGGGCGUGGCCACCGAGCCAUGUAAAUGCGUGGCUCAUGCCACCUUUUCAGGUCAAUUAGAGAGUUCAGUAGCAUGUGGAAAUUGUGGAGCAGUCACAAAGACUGUCGAUCCGCUCGUGGACUUGUCGCUAGAGGUGCAUAACCUGAACAACAGGUCCAUCUACGACUGUUUGGACCAGUUUACUCACAACGAAGCCUUGGACGUUAAGUACAAGUGCCAAUCAUGUCUGGAGGAGACCAAGGCACACAGGUCACUCCGACUCAAGAAGAUUCCUCCGGUGCUCAGCAUCCAGCUCAAGAGAUUCAAGCAUAACUUUGCCAACGACACUGCAUCAAAGAUUGACGUGGACGUGGAUGCUCCGUUCUUCUUGAAUCUUACCAAAUAUGCAUCGGACUUCAAUGAGGAGUCGCUGGAUCCUAUCGACUCCAACAAAGUCUACGAACUCUUUGCUGUGAUCAACCACACAGGGCUGGUCAACACCGGCCACUACAUUGCGCUCAUUAAGAACAGCACGGGCCAAUGGUUUAAGUUUGAUGACAGUGUUAUCUCUCACGUUUCACACGAUGAGGUGAAGGCUACUAAGGCCUACCUUCUCUUCUAUAUAGCACACAACAUCUAG
Molecule: messenger RNA, 1635 nt
Organism: Sungouiella intermedia
Lineage: Eukaryota; Fungi; Ascomycota; Pichiomycetes; Serinales; Metschnikowiaceae
Source: the annotation of a GenBank genome assembly